Molecule: messenger RNA, 2397 nt
Organism: Paraglomus brasilianum
Lineage: Eukaryota; Fungi; Glomeromycota; Glomeromycetes; Paraglomerales; Paraglomeraceae
Source: the annotation of a GenBank genome assembly
AUGGCAAAGUUAAACCCUCUUUGUACAGUCCUAGUUACAAUUAUCGAAGGCCGCUACUUUCCAGAAACGCCAGAUUCAAAGUUAUACAUUGAAUGCCGCUUUACCGACGAAAUACUCUCGACAAUCACUCCCGACUCCAAUUCAAUAUUAUGCACAGACACUGUCGAACAAACAGGAUGUCCAAUAUGGGAUACUGAAUUGGCAUGGGAGGUAGAUCAGAAGACUUUAAAUCUAUUAAAAUCGCAAUGGGCAAAUCUGAAACUACAAUGCUUCUCUUUGAAUUCAAUGGGGAGAAGCGAACUUAUUGGAUAUUCAAUGUUAGAUCUCAGAGCCGCUGCUUAUAGACCAGGCAAAGAUACAUGGAUUUCGUUAUUGAACCCGAGUGAUCGGGGUCUCUGUCCCGAAGUUCGAGUGGGAUUCUGUAUUUUGACUAAUUUAUCAACGGAUUCAACAUCCAUUGAAGAUUCGAUUGAAGGAACAGUGGUAAACGGGAUAUCUAAUAUAUCUAAACAUCCUAACAUAAAACGAAUAGACACUGGGACAUAUCGUAUUGGCGCAGAACCCGAUGACAUCUUUAUAUUAUCAAUCACAAUUAACUUUGGUGCCAACCUUCAUUUACUAAUUCCAAACUCUGCGUCUUUUCUAUCAGAUAAAUUGAAUACAGACUCGGACACUUCCGCUAUGAAUUCCGCACUCUACUUUCAAUACACUUUUCUCGAAAGUGUUAUAAAGGGAAGUAAAUUCCAUGAUUUAUUUCAUCCUACCAUGAAACCAGAAACAGCAACGUUCAGAUUUCACUCAACUCUGGUAGAUUUCCAAUCUUUUCUCAUUCGGGAAAGUAAACUAGUGGUUAAUCUGUACCAGGAAACGAAACUCAUAGGAUUCGCAGAGAUCCCGUUGACAGGUUUAUUUGAUGCGAAAACUGGAGACCCUCGAUCGCUGGAUAGAGUAUGUCCCAUUUAUAACACAAAGAAAGAACUUUCAAUGUCGCCCGAUGCACAAACACCCAGAAUCGGUAUAUUCUUUGCCGUUCGCAUAGAUGACACAAAUGCAAUUCUUGAUAAUUUGAGAUCGGUGGACUCACCAAAACAGGAUAAAGAUAAAUCUCGAACUGACAACAAUGAUCAAUCGUUACUUGUGGAACACGAGUACCGAGUUCACAUUGAUUUAAAGACAAUAAAAUUAGUCAAGACUUUCCGGGACAUUUUCAUUAGGUACAGUUACCCUGCGUUAGGUAUUACAAACAGCAAGACGACUCAAGACCUUCCUAACGUAGAAGAAGGCAUCGACCAAAGUAUAUCAAAUGGAACAACGGCCAUCGAUGUCAAAAUAACUCCUCUGCGAUUACAAAGAUACUUUGAGACAGUUCCUUUAUUGAUGGAUAUAUGCCAGCAUCUGGAAUCGAAGGAUGUACAAAUCGGAAUAGUAUCUCUCACAUUAGCUGAAGUGUUUCAGGCUGAUUCUACUCGAGACGACGAAACAAAUGUGGAAAUGAUAACGUACAGCACAAGAGCACCAAUUAAAUCGGUAGGCGUAGCAACAAUUCCCGAACUGGGGCAUAUCAACGUAACUAUAAGAAUAGAAGAUUAUGGCGCGAGAGAGUCUGCAGUUCGACAAAACAGUACAUCCAUCUUUCCUCGUCCUUUGUCCGAAGGAUCUCCCCAGCUAGAUGCCGAACAAGAAUACGAAAUAUCUACAGACCCGGGCCGUGUCUCUCGCCUAUCCAACAAUUCUGGUAUGGGUGAUUAUCCCACCCGAUCAGCGCACAAUAGUUUUCGAUCAGAGAUUUUUCAACAAGCAGAAGAAUACAUGAGAUUUAAUCAGGAAGUUCUUCGAUCGAAAAAGGAUGUUUCUCCACAAGGUAUAUACAGAAACAGAGUACAACAAUUACGAGCGAUCGACCACCAGCUUCAGCAGUCUGUGUUGUAUUUCCGAACACGCGACGAGAGUCUAAAGCGUGCCGAAAAGGAUAUAGAAGCACGGUGGCUGGAGCUGGAUAGACAAUUCGAGCAGAAAACUAGGGAAAUGAAACAAGCGCUCGAGAGAGAAUAUCAAGAAAAGGAAAGAAAGUUGAAGCAGACUACGCCGGGGAGCGAAGAGAAGAUAAGAUUGUUGCAAGACGAAGUAGAGAGUCUAAGGAAUGAAUUGGAAUAUUCGAAAAGGGCGGCACAGCAAUAUGAAUCGCAGUGGCUAAGAGCACUAGAGAUCGUUGCGGGAAUGGAUUCCAAUGCCGAAGAGAUUGACGAGUUAUAUGUGACUGGUGGGAUUGAGAACGUUGGAGAUAAUUGGAUGCAAGUAAAAAAGUUGGCAGAAGAGGAAUUAAAGUAUAUGGAUAAUGAUAGACUAGCUUUGGAAAAUCUAAAGAAAGAGCUAGACAAAUUGAGAGCCGUAUGUUGA